AUGUCGUGGAAAGCUUCAGAGCGUCUGAUGGAUACUAUCCGUCACUAUGCUCGGUUUCCCGCCACUGGUGUCAGCUUGCGCCAGAUGGUCCAGUUCGGCGAGAAACCUUCAGUCGGAACCCUAUUCCGAGCUUCUCAGUUCUUGGCCGAGGAGCUUCCAAUCCGUCUAGCUCAUCGCGUGCAAGAGCUCGACGAGCUUCCGGAUGGCCUUAAUGAGAUGCCCUCUGUCAUUAAAGUCAAAGAUUGGUACGCUCAAUCGUUCGAGGAAAUCACACAACUACCUCGGCCACAGUUACCCUCGGAUAUCCGAAGCCGCCUCAUGAAACCCAGCAAAGCUAUCGGUCGCAAUGCUUUCCGCCUUCCUGCCGCAACCCCCAAUCCUUCUAUCGACGAGGGUGAAGCCGACGGUUGGGGCGGUCUUCAGAACGACAAUGGCAAAGCCAAGGCCGCUGCGCGCCGAUAUUUUGCUAUCGUUGACGACUCGAGCGACUGGCCCGCCGAUCUUCACCUGUACAACCAACGUUUUGCUCAGACUCUGCACCACAUCAAGCGCCGGCACGAUGGCGUCGUUACCACAAUGGCUCAAGGCAUCCUCGAAUACAAACGCCGUCGCCAGCGUAUGCAGAUUGACAGCACCAUCCAGUCCUUCCUCGACCGCUUCUACAUGUCUCGUAUCGGUAUCCGCAUGCUUAUCGGCCAGCACAUCGCAUUGACAGACCAGAGCCAUCAUCGCGACCCCACUUAUGUCGGUAUUAUUUGUACCAAGACCAAUGUCCAAGAUCUCGCCCAGGAAGCCAUUGAGAACGCCCGCUUUGUUUGUGAGGAUCACUACGGUCUUUUCGAAGCUCCCAAGGUCCAACUCGUCUGCAACCCCAACCUGAACUUUAUGUACGUUCCCGGUCAUCUGUCGCACAUGCUCUUCGAGACUCUCAAGAACUCUCUGCGCGCCGUUGUCGAAACGCAUGGUAUGGAGAAGCAAGCUUUCCCUGUUACAAAGGUUAUUGUUGCCGAAGGCAAGGAAGAUAUCACCAUCAAGAUCUCUGACGAAGGCGGUGGCAUCCCUCGAAGCGCUAUCCCUCUCGUUUGGACUUACAUGUACACCACUGUCGAUCGCACACCAAGUUUAGAUCCCGAUUUCGAUAAGAGCGACUUCAAGGCCCCGAUGGCUGGUUUUGGAUAUGGUCUACCCAUCUCACGUUUAUACGCGCGCUACUUCGGCGGUGACUUGAAACUCAUCAGUAUGGAAGGAUACGGCACCGACGUCUACCUCCACCUGAACCGUCUUUCAUCAUCCUCCGAACCUCUGCAAUAG
Molecule: messenger RNA, 1311 nt
Organism: Fusarium musae
Lineage: Eukaryota; Fungi; Ascomycota; Sordariomycetes; Hypocreales; Nectriaceae
Exons: 4
Coding region: 1-1311 (436 amino acids)
Biological process (GO): protein phosphorylation; regulation of glucose metabolic process
Cellular component (GO): mitochondrion
Molecular function (GO): pyruvate dehydrogenase (acetyl-transferring) kinase activity
Source: RefSeq, a predicted model, not a curated record